CGUUGACGCUUUUUCUCGUGUUUACACAACAAUAAAACACACUUUACAGUUUAUUAAAGCGACAAUCUGCGACUAGUUUCUGCAUUGAGUUCACCUCUAUCUGUGUGUCUGCUGACCAAAACAAUACAGCAGGCAGAGAGCAGCUCUGAGAGGAAAACAAGAUCUUAUUUUCAACCCUUGCCACAAUCAAUAAAGCUCCACCUGCUUUGAAGCUAUAAAUACUGAAAUAUUCCCAUCAGGAAGAAGUGAAAGUGAAAGACAGUGAGACGAUGAGUGAUCCAGAACCCUGCAGAAUUAAACAGGAAGAGACUGAAGAACUAAUAGAUGUGGUGGUGAAGGAGGAGAGUGAAGAACUGAGUGAAGAUGAGGAGAAACAUCAUGUCAAAAGUGAAAGUGAAAGUCAAUCACAGACUGAUUUCAUCUGCGCUGGUUUCAUCUGCGCUCAGUGUGGAAAGAGUUUCAAGUACACAUACACGCUCAAGAUUCACAUGAGGAUCCACACCGGAGAGAAACCUUACCAGUGUUCACACUGCGAGAAGAGAUUCAGCUAUUCGGGACAACUGAAAACACACGAGAGGACUCACACCGGAGAGAAACCGCAUCACUGCACUGAUUGUGGGAAGAGUUUCACGGAUUCAUCUUCCUUACAAAAACACAGAAAAAGCAAUCACAAUCUAAUUGUGAAGGAGGGGGAGAGUGAAGAACUGAGCAAAGCCAAGAAGGUCAAUCGAAGCGUUCAAGCAAAGGAGAAGCAACAUUCAUGCUCUGUGUGUGGAAAGAGUUAUGCAAAUAAACAAAGUUUAAAGCUACAUGAGAGGACUCACACUGGAGAGAGACCGUACACAUGUACUCAGUGUGGGAAGAGUUUCGGACAAUUAUCAAACCUUAAUCAACACAUGAAGAUCCACACUGGAGAGAGACCGCACAAAUGUGAUCAAUGCGGCAAAACAUUCUUGAGGGCUUCAAAGUUGAAGGUUCAUCUUAGAGUUCAUACAAAGGAGAAGCCUUAUUCAUGCUCUGAGAGUUUUACAGAUCAACAUCAUUUAAAAGCACAUCAGCAGAUCCAAACUGGUAUGCGAGAGUUUGUUUGCGAGUGUGAGAGGACUUUUAUUACAGCUACAGAAUUGAAACGACACCAGAGGACUCACAUUGGAGAGAAACCGUACAAGUGUUCACACUGCGACAAGAGAUUCAAUUAUCCAGGACAUCUGAAAGUACAUGAGAGGAUUCACACUGGAGAGAAACCGUACACGUGUGAUCAGUGUGGGAAUAGUUUCAGUCAAUCAUCACACCUUAAUCAACACAUGCUGAUCCACACUGGAGAGAAACCGCACCAAUGUGAUCAAUGCGGCAAAACAUUUUUGAGGCCUUCAGAGCUGAGGAGCCAUCUUAGGUUUCAUACAACGGAGAAGCCUUAUUCAUGCUCUGAGUGUGGGAAGAGUUUUACACAUCAGUCACAUUUAAGAGCACAUGAGAAGAUCCACACCGGGCUGAGAGAGUAUGUGUGCUUUGCAUGCAAGAAGACUUUCAUUAGAGCUGGAGACUUGAAAAGGCACCAUGUGAUUCACACUGGAGUGAAACCGUACAAGUGUUCACACUGCGACAAGAGAUUCGGCCGUUUAGAAUACCUGAAAGCACAUGAGAGGACUCACACUGGAGAGAAACCGUACACGUGUACAUAGUGUGGGAGGAGUUUCAUAGAAUUAUCAGACCUUUUUAAACACAUGAAGGUCCACAAUUGAAAGAAACCACCCAAUGGGACCAAUGCGGCAUUUCCUUUUUGAGUCAUUCAGAUCUGAAGAUCCAACACAAGUCGGAUGUCCAACUUCUAGCAGCGUCCUAGACCUUAUUUUCAAUUAAGAAGCAGGAAAACUCUUGAUUUGAGUAGUCUGGAAUACAGCAUAUAACUCCUCGCACACUUACUGUGAAUACCGUGACUUACGGUACACUGCGCAAUCGUUACUCUGCCUUGUUUUCUUCAUCUGUACAAAUCAUGGCCUGAUACAUGAACAUGUUAGGCCCAAUCCCAAUUCUACCCCUUAACCCUACCCCUAACCCCUACCCCUUGUUUUGCACGUUCACCUGAAGGGUGUGGGGUGUCCCAAUUCUCUUUAUCUUGAAGGCAUGGGGCAGGGGUGUCCAAACUCUGUCCGGGAGGGCCGGUGUCCUGUAUAGUUUAGUUCCAACUUCCUACAACACACCUGCCCUAAAGUUACUAGUAUACCGUGUGCAGGUGUUGUAGUGCUUUCCCGUUUCUUAGGGGUAAAAAAAUAGAAUUGGGAUUGGGCCUUGGUAUCCCUCGCAAUUGCAGUCUUUACAUAAUCCAGUGCGCCAGGGGUUUGUAACCAUAUUUGUAGCACAGACUGGUGUUUAUAUUGAUAAUGUUGUUACAGACCGGGGAGUUUGUUGGUUGGUAGGUGUCAUCAUUUAUGCGUUUGCAACUAGUACACAAAAGUCCUUCAUUCACAAUCUAUGUGUGAGGUGAAAGUGAGUCUCUUGUGUAUUUUUGUGUGAAUAAUAUAUCCCCAUAGCUGUCCAAAUUAAUGUCCUGUGAGUGUUUUAUAAUGGACACGCGCCCAUACAGAAGGAUCUCGCGAGGCUCAAUGGUGUUUCUGCCAUAGUAUGGAAAAUAAACUCGGAGCUGUUUACUGUUCCCAUCGGUGAUGAGCAAUCUCCCAAUAAUAUCCAGCUGCAAACUCAAGAUAGACCCAUUUCAACAGAUUCAGGGUGUUUUACUGUAUUUAACAUUUGUCUGUAGAUUUAUGAAUAGUAGAUAUUUAAUAGUAGAUAUUCAGUCAGUCCAGUUUAAAGCAGAAUCUGAUCUUUUGCAAUCUCCUUGUUGACCUGUGGUUCUCUUUGGAUCAGUGUUUGUUAAAAAAAUAUCUGUCACGAUCAUCAGCGAUCAUAACUCCCAGAUCGCUGGAUCUCACACACAAACACACAUGGACUACAAUUCCUCCAUUAAUGGACUACAUAUUCAGUCAUGCCACACACGUACUCACACCUGCUCCAAGUCUCUACUGAUUACACUCGCACCACCUGAGCAUUGUCAAAGACUGAUUACAGACACUACUUAAACAGCACACAUUCUCAUUGCCGAGUCUUGUUUAACUGUAAAGUUACAUUACAACGCGUUUCCCUUAGCCCUUGUUUACAUUUCUCAUUGUCUGCCGCCUGUCCGACCUCUUGCCUGUAUUUGACCACGGUUCUGGAUUGCCUUUAUACAUCUGUUUGCACCUGUGUUGACCAUUGAUUCCCUGACUUCGAAUAAACCUGCAAGUGGAUCCUAAA
Danio aesculapii is the source of this 3291-nucleotide messenger RNA. Its product is annotated as zinc finger protein 501-like. Gene Ontology annotation, biological process: negative regulation of transcription by RNA polymerase II; regulation of immune system process; regulation of cytokine production. NCBI's taxonomy places the organism in Eukaryota, Metazoa, Chordata, Actinopteri, Cypriniformes, Danionidae. The transcript is spliced from 4 exons. The record is from RefSeq and is a predicted model, not a curated record. Bases 270 to 1682 code for a protein of 470 amino acids.